Messenger RNA from Menidia menidia (Atlantic silverside), 4781 nucleotides. Lineage: Eukaryota; Metazoa; Chordata; Actinopteri; Atheriniformes; Atherinopsidae. The record is from the annotation of a GenBank genome assembly.
ACGGACUGUGGUUGUCACAGGUUUGUUUUUGCUGUUUAUCGCUUAUUGUUGCAAUUCUAUGCGAUUUUAGGAACGGUUGAAGUGGAGGAAAAGUUGCAGGGAUGACAGCUGCACAGCCCUUAAUGGCGUCAGGCUGUUCGGCGCGGCAGUUUGGGAUUGAAAGAAGGGCUUUGUCUGAUCCUUAAACAGUCCAUUUUCCUGUUUACUGCCAAAAUAAAGGCUAAUCGCUCAGAUAGAAUUAUCUUAUUUAUUUGCUUAAGGGCUGCAUAAAACCACAAAGCGGAAGAGAAAUACACACUGUGAUGUUAUUAUUUAUGUAAAUAUGUGUAUAUUUUUCAGACAUCACUUAAUUUGUGUUGUGUCAGCUCUAUUAUAAUCUUUCAAAAUUAAUAGAACAAAAUACAUUCAUUAUUACAAAUAACGUUGCUCUUAAUUUUACCAAUGUACCUGUAGUAUAAUAAAAAAGGUAGUCAAAACUACAGUAAAUUAGUUUAGCAACAAUUAAUUUAAUUGAGUUUAGUUAAUAUUACAAGGUAAUUGUAGCCUUAACUUUGGAUUUGUUCUUCUUAGUUGUUUAAUGUUGACAGUUUAAUUCUCUGUCAAACUGUUACUGUCAUUCUCAACAUCUAGCUAUGGUUUUAUUGUAGAUGUAUUCAUAAACCACCAUAGACUUCUCAUAUUUAACUUUUGAUACCUGCCUAAAGUAGUUACUGUAUGCAAAUCUGUUGUCUUUCCUGUUAUAUACUUGUAAUAAAUGCUGAACAAAAACUGUUCAUUGUAACAGCAGUCUGAAUCAGAUUCAGUGUAAUUUUGUAGACAACAUGCUUUGUAUUGCCAUUCAUUGAAUAGCAGAAUGAAGAAUAAUUAUUGUAACAUUCAUUAAUAGUUUAUCAUUUAUAAUACAUCUUCAUUCAUUACAGUAUAUGUAAGAUUCUGUUCCCAUAAAGAACAAACUUUGAAACUUCACUCUUCCCUUUUAAUAUUCUGAUUUUUUAAAGUUGUUGAACUGUACAUUUAGCAGAAGUAAGUAUGGCGGUGAUUUUCUAUUCUCAGACACAAAGGAGUGUAGAAACCCAAGGACCCAUCUGAUAGAAGAUGUGUAGAUUGCCUGGGAACGGCACAGUCACAAUAGCGGACUGGCUGGCAGCUGCUGGCCCCUCACUCUGCUCCUUUUCAGCAGCCUGUCAGACAGACUGAUCCUUUCUCCACCCAGCCCCCAGGGACCUGCUGACCCAGGCACGGGAGGUGGAGGGGGAAUCAGUUGUAGAUCCCUAUAUAAACAAGAUAGAGUGAACAUCCAUCAUCUUCCCAGAUAGUUUCCUGUGGGUUCUACCAGGUAGUGUAUGAAAGAAGGAGCCACAAUUUUUGUUUGCUCAAAAGAUUUCUUCACUGUAAAGAAAUAGUGACACCAAUGGAUGGGGGUCUGUAGGGGUUUCGCAUAAGAAAAAUAAAUCUAAAACUCAAAAUAUUAUGAUAUAUCUGAUGUGUUUAUCACAUUUGAGCUUUAAAAUUGCAAAAGCGUGAUUCUGCAAAGAGUAAAAAUCUUUAUCGGUUGCAGUUGAGCAUCCCAAAUAACUGACAUCUUUUGUAGGUUUUGGGCCAUUUGGAGAGCACACCGUCAAUGCCAGCUGGGUAGCAGUUCAGGAACUGAAGAAGCUCGGACUGGGCAGUGGUGUGGACUUGAAUGUGUAUGAGGUUCCUGUGGAGUACCAGACAGUCCAGAGUUUGGUUCCAUCACUAUGGAAGCAGUAUCAUCCACAGCUGGUCGUUCAUGUCGGAGUCUCUGGAAUGGCCACCACUGUUACACUGGAGAAGUGUGGGAGAAAUCAUGGCUACAAGGGCUUGGACAACAGCAGCUUUUGUCCAGAUACACAGUGUUGCAUUGUUGGCGGCCCGGACUGUAUCAAUUCGGUUAUUGACAUGGAAUCGGUCUGCAAGAGAGUGACCGCGUCGGGAUUGGGAGUUGCUGUCUCUGUCUCAAAGGAUGCCGGAAGAUAUCUGUGUGAUUUCACCUACUACACAUCGCUUUACUUAAGCCACGGCCGCUCUGCCUUUGUUCACGUGCCUCCUCUCGGAAAGCCUUACAGCGGGGAAGACCUGGGACGCGCUCUGCAGGCCAUCAUCCGGGAGAUGCUGGAGCUUCUGGACCAGGCAGAAGAGAAGAUCCAGUGCCAGCAACACAUCCACUAAGUGCCCUUCAGAUGCCAGCCAGCCUCCCCAGCCCUCGCCACAUCAGAGACAUUGCACUUGACCACAAGUAGCCAAGCUUCCUCUUUAAAACCAAGUCUUUACAUGGACAUACUGACACUUCUGAGAUUAGGUUUGUUCUUCAACGCUUGUUUGGUUGUUUUUUCUAUUAAUCUGUGUUUUUGCUAGACCUGAUUGUUUAUGUUUUCAUGUCCCCCAACGGUGACCACAUAAAUUGGGAGUGUCAACUGACAACAGUGAACUGAAUUCUAGGCUUUUUUCCCCACUUCAAAGGAGCUGAAACCUGAAGACUUCUGAGUUUGAAACAUGGUUUAAAAAACUUAGAAAGCAAAGCAAAGAUCUGCUUACACGUGUUCACAUACGAUAUGUUAAUUGCUCCUCUUCAGCAAUGGAGUCAUUUGUUGUUCUUCACCCCAAAUAUGUCCUCUCUUCAUGCACCUUAUAGGGUUAGGGUAAUCCAGAGAGUUGUAGAGGAUGUGUCUUGGUGGAAAAUGUAGAAUCUAAGCGCUAGUUCUGCAGAAAGUCUCUUAAUUUUUCAAUUUGAGCUGUUGCUCCAUCAUGAUAUAUUUUGGUUAGCAGCUGUUUAAAUCUACGUGACAGUUGUCAAUGUACAUUAUGUUAAGAGAACAAAAGAUUAGUUGUGAACAAUUUGCUCAUUUCACUUUCCUUCUAAUGUUUUUUUUCUUUCCCAGCUGUCCUUAGCCUUUCACACUGAAUUGUUUCUCAAGUCCUUUUUCUUUAUAAGAAGUUGUAAAUUAUGCCUUCUUUUACAAAGGUUAUUUAAAUCAGGGAACGGGUUGGUUCCAGCUCAUACUUCCCCAGUUAUUUUGGCCCAGUUCUGACGGAAAAACAAGAACAAAAAAAAUUACCUCUCACCCAUUGAGAUCUGGCCUCGGGCUGUGCAAUGUUAAUUUACAGAUCUCGUUUACUGCUUAACGCGGGACAUUUCCUCCAUUGUUUAGUUAUAGCUGCACAACUGUUUAAAAGACUUAUGGCCUUCAAGUCCUAACUCCAGACAUUUUAUGGCUGCAUGAAAUGAGAGACUUAUUUUGGGGACAAAUGUACAAUCUAAACUGCCUAUAAAUUUUUUUGAUACUGUGGUAAUGUUAUUUUAUUACAGCUACUUGAAGGGGAAAUUCUACAAUCAAAGUCUAAGGUGCAGGAUUCCAGGAAGGUGAACUGCUUUGAGCUUCAUAUUAAGCCACUGAUGUGUGGAGAUGACUAAUGUAUAUGUAUCUCAAAGAUAUUGCAUCAGAAAUAUGCAAUUCAAAACCAAAUUUAAACUUCUAGGCUUUCUUUUAGAGCUGUGCAGUUAUAACUCACUCAUCAAAGCUUCCUGAUAUGCUCUUCACUGAACUGAAAUGUUCGAUAUGGUAAUGUGAAAAGUCCAUUUCAUGAAGUUUAACUCCCGAGAUUGGUCAGAGUUGGGCUUUGAUUGAAUUUUUCUUUUCUUUUUUGAUUUCUGUUGCACUUUCUGUUUUUAUGUCAGUUUUACUAAAUCUGGAACUUCUAAAUGUGAAUGGUUGCAUUUUACGUUUUUAUUUUCAGUCACUUUAACUUGAAACAUGUAGCUUUGUAGACAUAUGCGCAUCCAUUUUUAACACUUUUCUCCCAACUAUCAUGUUGUAUGUGAUUUUUUCUUUGUUGGUGAGCUUAUUUUCAUUUUUCACUUUUUUUCUAACCUGUAACUCAAACAGUAGCAGAUUCCAUCAUGUGAUAGUGACACUCAAAGCUGUAAAUCUGCCAUUUUUUAUUGGGUUGUCUUCUGUUUUACUGUGUAGACCAGAGUCUCACCUGACUACUGAGCUGUUAGGACAGCCUAUGUCACCUAACACUGCUUCAGGUUUGACUGGAGCUGGAAAUAGUUUUAGAAUAACCUGUAAUAAUUGAAUAACCUAUUUACUACACCACACACAGUUACAGUUUUCCACUGUUCUGGCAAACCCUGUCUAAAGAGUAUAAUAUUGCAUCCUGUGUUUUGCAAGUUGAUGCCACAGUUUAAGUGAAUUCUCAUUUUCAAACGGUGUAUUUCCUGCAUUUCAACAAGUUCUGUAACAUGCUGCACAACCUAAAAUGUCUUAUAAUCUUUAAAUUUUAGCAUCUUGGUUAAAUGUUUUAGAAAUCUUGAGUUAUUAAACCGAGGGCCAUGUUUAAAUCAGUGUGUUUAGGUGCUAACAUUUUGACAGUGUAGCUUUCUGUGUGAGUGCUAAGAUAUGAAAGGGUGGUCUGCACAAUUUGUGCCUGAUGUUUACCCACGAGGUGACCCUUGACCCCUGGUUUUUAAUGUGCCUUGCUGUCAUUUGUGUGCUCUGAAAAGGCCUUAAUAAUUCUCAGUGGCUCAAUUCAAAGAUGUAUUACUGAUGCUUUGCAGUCAGAUUUGUGGCUACCUCAAAACUUCUUUAAAAAAAAAAUCUCACUGUGUGCGCUGUUGUACACCAGCAUUGUUUCUUGUGAGUUUCUGUGUUUAAGGAGUGUCUUCGCAAGAUUUUCUCCUCCGUGUCGUUGAAGCACUGUUAAAGUCAAUAAUCUCACUUUGUAAAAGAAAGAGUUUGAAAUAAACUCAGUAAAAGAAA